UGUUGCUGUAAUUGUCAAUCAAUAUUAAUAACUAUUAAUUAUAUGUAACAAAAUUUCAAAUGAAUGGUUUUAAUAAUACUAUUUUUAUUCUUUACUAGUAACAUAUAAUUGUUGAUAUCUUAGUGAUAAAAGUAAUACCUUGGUGAUGAUUAGGAUAGUUUUUAUCCUUACAUUAUCAUUGACAAUUACAGAAAUAAUACACAUUUUACAUCACGCAACAUCUCAUCUACCUCAUCAACAUUAGUGUAAAAUCUGAGCUAUAUUACUCUCUGAUUAUUAUUACUCUCUGAUUAUAUUUACACUGAUGUCAAUGAUUAAUUGACAAUUACAGCAAAAAAAUACACAAUUUUACAUCACACAACAUCUCAUCUAAUUCAUCGACACAAGUGUAAAAUCUUAAUGAACAAUGAUUAAAUAGAUGAGAUGUUAAAAAUCUUUAAAUAAAUUAUUUAACCUCCACUACACAUGUCACUUGACACAAGCUGACCCGUGGCCCGAGCAGCCUAUGUGACCCAUUAUAAAAUUAAAAUAAAAGCUCUCUGAUUUUACAUUAAUGUCGAUGAGAGAUGAGAUGUAUGAUGUAGAAGAAUUGUGUAUUGGUUAAAUGUUGCUGUAAUUGUCAACUCUCUGGUCUCCAACUGUCUCACGUUGCCUAUAUCACUUAUAGGAAAUACAUGUGAAUUACAUGUGAUUAUUAACGUUAGACAUUACCAGUUAUUAAGUGAUACUAUAGUCCACAUACUUCGUUGUAAUAGUUUUAGACAAGAUUUCACGUAUUUUACCUACAACUAAAAAAGAUUUAAGAGCCACACAGUUGCAAUACAAUUGUAACUAUUCUCUUACCUGACUAGUACACCUUCAAAUAAUCCUUUAGGUAUGAAUUGCCCUGCCAAUUCUCUACAUGAUAAUUCAUUGAAUUUAAUCAACAGCAGCAUACAUUGCCUCACAGUAAAUUUUUGAUGUCAAUUAUAAUGACAUAAGGGACUACCAUGCCUCUCGAUCUCUUUCUUUCUUUUCUCAUGCACUCUUUUUUCUUUUUUUAUUCUUCUGAUUGAAUGUUUCUUCCUCUCUUUUUUUUUAAUAUAACUGAAAUUAAAACAUAACACAAAGUAUUACUCUUAUCUCAGAAUACUUUAUUCCAUACAAAAAAUAAAAAUUUUGUGUAACUUAUCUGAUCUUCAAAUUAGGCACAGCUGUAUUUCUUUCCACCAUGUAAUCCAUGAUGUAAUAUGCAAGUUAUCAUAUCUGCCGCAGAUUAAAACAUCACACAUGAAAUGACAAUUGAUAGCUACAUUCCAGUUCCCAUUCUAUCCACUGACUGCUCUCGCUGUCUCUUUUUCUCUCUCUUUCUGCCCCCUUCCUUCUCUCAAAGUUCUUCUAUAUAUAUUCGAUGAUCACCAGUACCUUAAACAACAGCAAAUUAGUAUCAUGCCUCUCAAAACUUUUACCUCUCUCAAAAUAUUGUUUUUUUUUUUAAGACACAUCAGUCACUGUUAGACAUAACGGUAUAAGGCCUGGUCUACAAUAGCUAGAGUAAACUUACUCCUACUCCAUUACUCCUGCUGACAUUACGGCUAGUAUCAUAUCACAUAGUCGAAUCUUAUUUAAAGAUCGUCUCAAGUAAUGUCUUAAGAAUGAUCUUAAAUAAAUCCGACUAUGAAUACCGGCCGUAGAUCUUGCAUAAUGAUUGCACUAUUACUUCACGAACUGUCAUUAUUAACAAAUAACAACAUAAGCUCACACUGCACGUCACUUCGCGCGAACUUCUGGCGACUCACAUAACCCACAUAACCACAUAAAAAUUAUGAAUACUUUUCACAAUAAUCGAAGCAUUACCUUAGAAGUACGUUCCACUGAACGUUCAUAACGCUCGCGAGCGUCAUUUGUCCUUGCUUAAUAUUUGAUAAACAACAAGGAUGAAAUAAUCCCGCUGUCGUUGCGAGGGUUAGAUGGAACGUACUCUAAGGCCCGGUUCCACAACUCACGAUUAAAUUAACUGGCCGAUUAUUUUAUUGGAAUUGACCAAUCGUAUUUGUCGUUAAGCAAAAUUAACAAAUACGAUUGGUCAAUUCCAAUGGAAUAAUCGGCCAGUUAAUGUAACCGUGAGUUGUGGAACCGAGCCUAAGACAAUAAGUAUAACAAUCGACUAUGAAUAUCGACUUUACAAUCAUUUUCACAAGAAAACACGCGUUUAGAAACGCGUUCAGAAAUUCAGAAACGCGCUGUAAUGGCAAACAUUACAGACCUGCUUAAAUGAUAAAUAUUUAUAUCGUUGAUUUACAUUAUCGAUUUAAAAGCCCUAUAUCACAACAGCCAUAAACCAAAUUCGAUUAUUAAAUCGAUUCGAUGUCAAUUGAAUUUUCAUUUCUCAUUGGAUACUCACAAUCGAUAAAACGAUCUGAAACAAAAAUGUGUUUCCAAUCAUAUGUAAUAUAUUACCUGUGAACAGAUGAAAAUCGUCAGUCAUGAAGAUGAGCGACAAGGAGUCACAAGAUAUCCUCAUGGCAGAAGAAAAAAAAAACGACUUAGAAGCAUGCAAAAGAAAAAUUGAAGUUCUGGAGCAGCAACUUGCUGCUUCAAAAACAAAAGUGCAUUUUUUGGAGCAGCAAUUUGCUGCAACAGAAGUAGCAUCGCCCGGAUCAGGAUCGGAGAACCAAAAGAUUGAAAAAGAAGUUACAUCCGAACCAGGUCCUUCCGGAUCACAGGCGCCGGGACACGUGGGCGCAACGCCCAUGAAAAUACCAAGACGAUGGCAGAAAAGCCGCCACAGCCGUGGCCACCGCAGAGGCCACGAAAAUCGUGGCGGGCGUGGCGGAUAUGGCGGGCGUGGCGGGCGUGGCCCGCAAAAUUACUAUUUUAAUUUUUUUUUUAAUGAAAAAUGAAUAAAAAACUAAAACAUUAUU
Messenger RNA from Monomorium pharaonis (pharaoh ant), 2903 nucleotides. RefSeq lists its product as uncharacterized. The record is from RefSeq and is a predicted model, not a curated record. Lineage: Eukaryota; Metazoa; Arthropoda; Insecta; Hymenoptera; Formicidae. The transcript is spliced from 4 exons. The coding region runs from base 2466 to 2882 and encodes 138 amino acids.